AUGAGCAAGGUCCGUCGUCGUGUGUUGGGUAUGGAUAGUCGUUCCCUAACAGAAUUAAUCGCUCCACAUCGCCUCCGAUGGCUUGGUCACCUAUUGCGUGUGCUUCCCCAUCGACUACCUUUCCGUGCUGUCUUUGCACGUGUCGGGCAUGGCUGGAAGAAGCGCCGCGGUGGUCAGAUCGUGACUUGGCAUAGAGGCAUGUGGAAGCUGACUUCAGAUUUGGCAUCGAUUGGUGCAGUCCGACAGACGCUACGAGAUAUGGCCCAGAAUGGAAGUUUCUGUUAUCCCAAUUACCUAUCUUUUUCUAUUCUAACUGUGGCGCAACAUCGUCGUCGACGAGCCAAAGCUUUACUGGACUUCACACGCCACGAACCGGAUGAGUUGGGAUUCCGCAAGAACGAUAUCAUCACUAUCAUCAACUCGGAAGAUGAGCAUUGUUGGGUCGGUGAGUUGAACGGUCUACGCGGUUGGUUUCCGGCCAAAUUUGUCGAGCUUUUGGAUGAACGUGGAAAAAACUAUUCUCCAGCAGGAGAUGAUGGUGUAGAUCAAAGAAUUGUUCAGUUGGUCCGAGGACACUUCUGUAAUGCACUCGGGGCUGUGUUCACACACGGGCUCAAACGACCACGCCUGUUAGGUGAGUCCGGCUGUCAUCCGUGGCAUUUUAUCGAGGAAGCCGCCGCGAAGGAGGUCGAACGGGAUUUCAACUCAGUCUAUUCCCGCCUAGUUUUGUGCAAAACAUUUCGUCUGGACGAAGAAGGAAAAGUUCUUAGUCCGGAAGAGGUUCUCUAUCGGGUAAGCAUGUUUUUGAUAACUGUCAUUUAUAGGCUGCAUUCACGGAAUGAACAAUUGCUCCACAUGUGGUUAGAAACGUUGUGCUCCUCGGUCAAAGUGAUCGAGAAAUGGUAUCAUCCCUGGUCGUAUUUGCGAAGCCCCGGUUGGGUCCAAAUCAAAUGCGAGCUACGUUUGAUGGAUUAUUAUUAUUACACACUUUUUUGUGAUGACCAGCAAAUUGGGGAAAGCCCUCUAGUCACGGAGGCCUGCUGUUCCGUGGUGGAAUCCGGUGGCCUAAGCCCCAAUAGGUUAGGCAUUGUAUUGGACCGAAUGACAACAAAGAUGCUCACCACCAAAGUUGAGUGGCGGUGA
Molecule: messenger RNA, 1143 nt
Organism: Echinostoma caproni
Lineage: Eukaryota; Metazoa; Platyhelminthes; Trematoda; Plagiorchiida; Echinostomatidae
Source: the annotation of a GenBank genome assembly